Tupaia belangeri chinensis (Chinese tree shrew) is the source of this 2905-nucleotide messenger RNA. It is a transcript of the gene SLC39A5, whose product is annotated as solute carrier family 39 member 5. Gene Ontology annotation, biological process: zinc ion import across plasma membrane; intracellular monoatomic cation homeostasis. The record is from RefSeq and is a predicted model, not a curated record. Lineage: Eukaryota; Metazoa; Chordata; Mammalia; Scandentia; Tupaiidae. Gene Ontology annotation, cellular component: plasma membrane. Gene Ontology annotation, molecular function: zinc ion transmembrane transporter activity; monoatomic cation:bicarbonate symporter activity.
CCCGCCUGCCUGUCUACCCCCCACAAGCUGGAACCAACAAGAAGGCUGUGUCCCCCUUCCUCUGGGUGUCCUUCCUGUCUCCUCCCAUCAGGGCACAGUCUUCAGGAUGUUCCAGGGGGAAUAGAAGCCAAAACCAGAGCCUCUAAAUAUUGCCCUUUCCCAGUGAUGCGACCCCUCGGGAGUCAUCUGCUGGCUGGUCUAUGCGUGUGGGUGGUCUUGGGUUGGGCAGGGGGCUCUGUCACCAACCUGGGCCCUGCGGAGCAGGAGCAGAACCAUUACCUGGCCCAGCUGUUUGGCCUGUAUGGAGAAAACGGGACACUGACGGCGGGGGGCCUAGCCCGGCUUCUCCACAGCUUGGGGCUAGGCCGAGUUCAGGCACUUCGCCUGGGACACCACGGGCCUCCGACUGGUCGGGCUGCACCUCCAGCUAGAGACAAUUCCACACACAGGCUGCAGGGCCCUGAGCUGAGUGUGGAUGUCUGGGCUGCCUUUGAGUCCAUCAGGAUGGGGUGACCUGGAGGAGUCAAAGGCCCCCUACCUACCCCGAGGGCCAGCCCCUUCAGGCCUGGGCCUCUUUCACAGGCUUCUGCUACUGGACCAUUCGCUGGCUGAUCAUUUGAAUGAGGAUUGUCUGAAUGGCUCCCAGCUGCUGGUCAAUUUUGGCCUGAGCCCUGCUGCUCCUUUGACCCCACGUCAGUUUGCUCUGCUGUGCCCAGCCCUGCUCUAUCAGAUCGAGAGCCGUGUCUGCAUCCAGGCUCCAGCCCCAGUACCCUCAGGAGAUCUACUAUCUGCCCUGCUUCAUAGUGCCCUGGCAGUCCUGCUCCUCAGUCUCCCUGCUCCCCUCUCCCUGCUGCUGCUGCGCCUCCUGGGACCUCGUCUAUUGCGGCCCCUGCUGGGCUUCCUGGGGGCCCUGGCCGUGGGCACUCUUUGUGGGGAUGCAAUGCUACACCUGCUGCCGCAUGCACAAGGAGGGCAGCACUCAGGACCUGGAGGGCGGCCAGAGGAAGACCUGGGUCCAGGGCUGUCGGUGCUCGGAGGCCUCUUCCUGCUCUUUGUGCUGGAGAACACGCUGGGGCUCUUGCGGCACCGAAGGCUCAGGCCAAAAUGCUGCACAAUGCGAAAAAGAAGGGAGCUCGGAACAUCAAACCUGGACCCAGAGGAUGGCAGUGGGAUGGCCCUUCAGCCACUACGGGCAGCUCCAGAGCCAGGAGCUCAGGGCCAGCGGGAGCAGGACAGCCAACCCCCACCAGCCCCGGCCCUUCCUGGGCACCAUGGCCACAGCCAUGGGCACCAGGGCGACACUAGUAUCACAUGGAUGGUCCUCCUGGGAGAUGGUCUGCAUAACCUCACGGAUGGGCUGGCCAUAGGUGCUGCCUUCUCUGAUGGCUUCUCCAGUGGCCUCAGCACCACCUUAGCAGUCUUCUGUCACGAGCUGCCCCACGAACUGGGGGACUUCGCAGUGCUGCUCCAGGCAGGGCUGCCCUUUCGGAGGCUGCUAUUGCUGAGCCUGGUGUCUGGAGCCCUGGGACUGGGGGGUGCAGCCCUGGGGGUGGGGCUCAGCUUGGGCCCUGUCCCCCUGACUCCCUGGGUGUUUGGGCUCACUGCCGGGGUCUUCCUCUACGUGGCCCUCGUGGACAUGCUACCAGCCCUGCUUCGUCCUCCUGAGCCCCUACCUCGGCUGGACAGGCUGCUGCAGGGGCUGGGGUUGCUGCUGGGGGGCAGCCUCAUGCUCACCAGAGCCCUGCUGGAGGACCAGCUGCUGCCCCUGGUCUCUGACGGCUGAAGGGGACUGGUGGAGAGGGGUCCAGGUUCCCCUUCCUCCCCCCCAACCACAGGAAUGGAGGCGGGACACAGGGCCAGUAGGAGCAACAGGAUUUUAAUAAACAGAACCCAUCCCAAAGCCAUGACUACGACAGUUGUACUUGCACCAAAACAGCAUAGAAAACCAGGGUGUGGUGGGAAGGCUCAAAGCAGGUGGGGCAGGAGAUGAGCAGGGGCCUGGAGGGGUGGGGUGCAUCAGUCUGCAGGGAGAGCAUUGUGCUUUAGCCCGAGGGGGAGGGGGAGGGGGGCAAAUGCACCGAGGUCCCCACGUUUUCCUGCUGCCCUCAGCACCCUGGGGAUGCAGGCAUCUGGGCAGAACCGCCCUUUAUUGCAGCCCACCAGCAUUAAACCCCUCCGACCCCAACACUAGCACCACAGGUGGAUCCAGGGCAGGGAGAAGGGCAGGAAUGGGCAAAUUGCUUAGAGAAAGAUUCAACUAGAAUCCAGUGAAUUGUGCUCAGUUCUCUUUACUUCCUACAACCGAGUACAUGGGUCACAGGGUGGAGGGUGCAACAGGACAUGAACACGCCCCUCCGUGCCCCCCAACACACACCUGCACACAGGGUGGUGGUGUCUGCAGCAUCACAGGUCAUGCAGGGCAUGGGGAAGGGGAGGUUCACACACACAUAGAUGCCCACAGUGGGUACCAGACAGAGAACACCCCUGAAUAUACACAGCUGUACAAGGGGAACCCCCAGGUCCCCACCCCAACCCUCUCCCCUGUCUUGCCAUUCCCCUGGCAGGGGAACUGUAUUGCUUUGAGAGAGCCACCCCAGGGGCUGCUCUGCCAGGCACCCUACCAUCCCGCCCACCCCCAUUUUGGCACAUCUGCAAGACACACGGCAGUGAGAGUAGGCACCCUCUCUCCCAGGCUUCUGCGGCUUGGAGUUGGGGAAGAGGGCAGGAGACUUCAUCCUCCCAUCUUUCCCCCAAGCCCUUCCCAAACCCCUGCCAAACCCACUCCAGCCAGGACCCACCCCCACCCCCCAAACACACACAUACAAAGCUGAGCUAUCCAGGAACACAAGGGGAACAAGGAGAUUGUCCGGGAUGGGAGCAGAGGCAGUUGGGGGGAGGGGAGAGA